Molecule: messenger RNA, 3345 nt
Organism: Sphenostylis stenocarpa
Lineage: Eukaryota; Viridiplantae; Streptophyta; Magnoliopsida; Fabales; Fabaceae
Source: the annotation of a GenBank genome assembly
AUGGACACCAAAGGGAGACUAGUUGCAGGGUCUCAUAACAGGAAUGAGUUUGUUCUUAUCAAUGCUGAUGAGACUGCAAGAGUGACUGCUGUCACAGAAUUAAGUGGUCAAAUUUGUCAGAUCUGUGGGGAUGAGUUAGAGGUUACAGUGAAUGGGGAGCCAUUUGUUGCUUGCAAUGAAUGUGCAUUUCCUGUGUGCAAACCUUGCUAUGAGUAUGAAAGAAGAGAGGGUAACCAAGUUUGUCCUCAGUGUAAAACCAGAUAUAAGCGCAUCAAAGGUGAAGAAGAUUCAACCAACUUUCACUCUGAUCUAUUUAUGUCUAUUUGGCUAACACUGCAACUGAUUUCAGGUAGUGCUAGAGUUGAGGGUGAUGAAGAAGAGGAUGACACUGAUGAUUUGGAAAGCGAGUUUGAUAUUGGAGGCAAUCUUAGGCGAGAUCAUCAUCACAUGGCAGAGUCCAUGUUCUCUACACGCCUUAACUAUGGUUCAGUCAAUGGUUCAGUGAUCCACACACCAUCAGAGUUUGAUGCAGCUUCUGUGGCUUCUGAGAUCCCUCUUCUGACAUAUGGUCAAGAGGAUGUUGGCAUUUCUGCUGAUAAACAUGCACUUAUUCUUCCACCAUUCAUGGCUCGAGGGAAACGGGUUCAUCCUAUGCCUUUUCCUGAUUCAUCUGUACCUGUUCAACCCAGACCUAUGGAUCCUAAAAAGGAUAUAGCAGUGUAUGGUUAUGGAAGUGUUGCAUGGAAGGAAAGGAUGGAGGAUUGGAAGAAAAAGCAAAGUGAAAAACUUCAGGUGGUUAGGCAUGAAGGGGGUAAAGACAGUGAUGAGCUGGAUGAUCCUGACUUGCCAAAAAUGGAUGAAGGUAGACAACCACUUUGGAGAAAGCUGCCAAUUAGUUCAAGCAGGAUAAAUCCAUACAGAAUCAUAAUAGUACUCCGGAUUGCCAUUCUUGGCCUCUUUUUCCAUUAUAGAAUUCUCCAUCCAGUCAAUGAUGCAUAUGCAUUGUGGCUCACAUCAGUAAUAUGUGAAAUCUGGUUUGCUGUGUCAUGGAUUUUUGAUCAGUUCCCAAAAUGGAGCCCAAUUCUGCGUGAAACAUACCUUGAUCGUUUAUCUCUAAGGUAUGAGAAAGAAGGAAAGCCAUCUCAGUUAGCUGAUAUAGAUGUGUUUGUCAGUACAGUUGAUCCUAUGAAAGAGCCUCCACUUAUUACUGCAAACACAGUCCUGUCUAUCCUUGCUGUUGAUUAUCCAGUGGAGAAGGUUGCAUGCUAUGUCUCAGAUGAUGGUGCUGCAAUGCUUACAUUUGAAGCACUCUCUGAGACUUCCGAGUUUGCAAGAAAAUGGGUUCCAUUCUGCAAGAAGUUCAGCAUUGAACCACGGGCUCCAGAAUGGUAUUUUGCACAGAAGGUUGACUACUUGAAGGAUAAAGUGGAUGCAGCAUUCAUAAGAGAGCGUCGGGCCAUUAAGAGGGAGUAUGAAGAGUUCAAAGUGAGGAUUAAUGCAUUAGUGGCAAUGGCUCAAAAGGUUCCUGAGGAUGGUUGGACCAUGCAGGAUGGUACUCCAUGGCCUGGGAACAAUGUCAGAGAUCAUCCUGGAAUGAUACAAGUUUUCCUUGGUCAAAAUGGUGUUCGUGACAUUGAAGGAAAUGAAUUACCUCGACUUGUCUAUGUGUCCCGUGAGAAAAGACCUGGAUAUGAGCACCACAAAAAAGCUGGAGCUAUGAAUGCUUUGGUGAGAGUCUCAGCAAUAAUCACAAAUGCUCCUUACCUACUUAAUGUUGAUUGUGAUCACUACAUAAAUAAUAGUAAGGCUCUUCGUGAAGCCAUGUGUUUUAUGAUGGAUCCUACAUCAGGGAAAAAAAUAUGCUAUGUACAGUUUCCCCAAAGAUUUGAUGGGAUUGAUCGUAAUGAUAGAUACUCAAAUCGCAAUGUUGUAUUCUUUGAUAUCAAUAUGAAAGGUUUGGAUGGCAUCCAAGGACCAAUAUAUGUGGGAACUGGGUGUGUCUUCCGGAGGCAGGCAUUUUAUGGAUAUGACGCCCCUGCUACGAAGAAACCACCAAGGAAGACAUGUAACUGUUGGCCUAAAUGGUGCUGCUGUCUGUGUUGUGGAUCUAGUAAGAAAAAGAUUAAAGCAAAGUCAAGCGUGAAAAGGAAGAUUAAGAAUAAAGAUGAUACAAAGCAAAUGCAUGCACUAGAAAAUAUUGAAGAGGGAAUUGAAGGAAUUGACAAUGAGAAGUCCUCACUAAUGUCUCACCAGAAGUUUGAGAAGAGAUAUGGGCAGUCAUCUGUUUUCAUAGCUUCAACACUCAUGGAAGAUGGGGGUAUUCCAAAAGCAGCAAGUUCUGCAACACUCUUGAAAGAGGCCAUCCAUGUUAUUAGUUGUGGUUAUGAGGAUAAGACAGAAUGGGGGAAAGAGGUUGGGUGGAUAUAUGGCUCAGUUACAGAAGAUAUUUUAACAGGUUUCAAGAUGCAUUGUCAUGGUUGGAGAUCUGUGUACUGCAUGCCUAAAAGGCCUGCUUUCAAGGGUUCAGCUCCUAUAAAUCUAUCAGAUCGUCUGCAUCAAGUUCUUCGGUGGGCGCUUGGAUCUGUUGAGAUCUUUUUCAGUAGGCAUUGUCCUAUAUGGUAUGGUUAUGGUGGUGGCUUGAAGUCGCUGGAACGAUUCUCUUACAUAAACUCAGUUGUUUAUCCUCUGACUUCAAUUCCCUUAAUUGCCUACUGUGCAUUGCCAGCUGUUUGUCUGCUCACUGGGAAAUUCAUUGUCCCUGAGAUAAGUAACUAUGCCAGUAUCAUUUUCAUGGCCCUAUUCAUCUCUAUAGCUGCAACUGGAAUCCUGGAAAUGCAGUGGGGAGGUGUUGGUAUACAUGAUUGGUGGAGGAAUGAACAGUUCUGGGUUAUUGGUGGUGCCUCCUCACAUCUGUUUGCUCUCUUUCAGGGUUUGCUCAAAGUUCUGGCAGGAGUUAAUACAAACUUCACUGUCACAUCCAAAGCUGCAGAUGAUGGAGAUUUUGCUGAACUCUACAUCUUCAAGUGGACAUCCUUGUUGAUCCCUCCAUUGACCCUACUAAUCAUAAACAUAAUUGGAGUCAUUGUUGGUAUCUCAGAUGCUAUAAACAAUGGCUAUGAUUCAUGGGGUCCUUUGUUUGGAAGGCUAUUUUUUGCCCUUUGGGUCAUUGUCCAUCUCUACCCUUUCCUCAAGGGUGUCAUGGGAAAACAGGAAGGUGUUCCUACCAUCAUAUUAGUCUGGGCCAUUCUUCUGGCUUCAAUCUUAACACUACUUUGGGUGAGAAUCAACCCAUUUUUGGCCAAAAAUGAUAUAGUGUUAGAAAUUUGUGGAUUGAAGUGUGACUAA